AUGUCCCUAGAAAAGUUCAUCCGCCAAUCCGAUCAUUUGGUCGUGUUCGAGGCCAGUUUGAACGAUAAGGAUUUUCCUAUGUCCUCGGUUUUCUCUCUUGAGGUCCACCAGGAGGAGUUGGCCUCGAUCUGGGGAAAGUUAAAGGAGUCAUAUGAGAGAUGCCUGGCCGAUAUUGAGGGUGAGCUCUCGGGAGAUGACGGAGCGGAAGAACGGGUGGAGAUUACCACAGUUACGCACAAAUAUUCGAGUGCAUAUGUUACAUAUUGCCGAUGUAAUACUAGGAUUCGCGAGCUUAUCCAGGAGCUCUCUGCUUCCGCGACUGUUCCGAAGUCCGGACAAGCUAGUUUUGGUUUCAAGCUACCGCCAUGCGAGAUUCCAUUCUUUGAGGGCGACUAUUCAGCCUGGCCCACAUUUAGGGAUAUGUUUGAGGCAGUCUGUAUACGAAAUACGAGACUCAGUUCAGUGGAGAAGCUUUUCCACCUGCACCAGAAGACCAAGGGUGAGGCAAACGAUAUUGUCAGGAGACUUCCCCUUACUGGCGAAAAUUUUCAGGUAGCUUGGGCCAGUCUUUGUUCAAGAUAUGAGAACAAAAGGGUACUCAUUAACAUUCAGCUGAAGAAGCUUUUUGGACUUUCCGCAAUUUCCAACGAAUCUGCUUCGAACAUUAAGAUUCUUCAACGAGAUAUUAACUCAUGUAUCUCUUUGCUGAAACUGUACGAGGUUGAUGUGGAUAGCUGGGACCCCAUCUUUGUAUUCGUUUGUUCCAACUGCCUUCCAAAUGUGACCCUGACAUUGUGGGAACAGACAUUGUCUGACAAAUCAUGUAUUCCUAAGUGGUCAAAGUUGGACAGCUUUCUGACCAACAGGCAUAGGACUCUGGAAUCCGUAUCUGAGAUUAGGAAACCUGUUGAUACUCCUAGCUCUAGUUCCAAGCCGGGUUCGAAGACAUGUCAAAAGUCCAAUCCGAAAUUCCCAUCCAACAACAUUCGUGCCUUUCAAAACAAAGUGACUGAACCCGUUUGUCACUUGUGUCCUAAGGAGAACCAUAUAAUCCGGAAAUGUCCGAAAUUCCUGAAGAUGACGCAGGCACAAAGAUUCUCCGAGAUCAAGAAAAACAGUCUUUGUAUUAACUGCUUUUCGAAAGUUCAUACUGUCAAGAAUUGUUCUAGCAAGUUUUCUUGCUAUAAGUGUAACAAAAAACACAACACCCUCCUCCAUAAAGACGAUUCGAACAGUCCAUCAUCUCCAUCGGCACCAUCACCUUCUACUUCUAGCCUCGAUCCAAACUCUGCACCAUUUCAUGCCAACCCUAUACAGUCCACUAGUUCGUCUCAGGAUGGUGUAGUUCAGACUUAUUUCGCAACGAAUUCAAAGGGUGUCCUUUUGGGUACAGCUCUUGUAAAAGUAAGUCACAAUGGGCUGACUUAUAGAGCAAAGGCUUUGGUGGAUUCAGGGUCCGAAGGUACCUUUAUAUCGGAGAGACUGUUUAACGUUAUGAAACUCCCAUUUAAGCGGACUUCAGCCACGAUUUCGGGCUUGAACCAAUCCGUUUCUGCAUCGGUUCGGAAAGAAUGCACCUUUUCACUGGGGUCUUGCUCGGAUAGUAGCAUAGACAUUUCAACAUCUGCCUUGGUGGUACCUCAUUUAUCUGGCAGCCUUCCAUCAAGGACUAUUGAUCCUGCUCUUCUUUCAGAGCUUCCUAAUAUUCCUCUGGCCGAUCCAAACUUCUUUCAGAGCUCCCAAAUAGAUGUUCUUAUAGGCGCAGACAUAAUUCCGUUUGUCAUGCUUUCCGGUAUACAAAAUCCAAUUUGUGGAUCGCUACUAGCCCAGGAAACAGUAUUUGGCUGGAUCCUUACGGGCCCCAUACCUAUCCAAACCACUAGCUCAUUUACCACAAUUGUUUCGAAUUUUUGUGAAAUCUCAUUAGAGAAACAGAUUUCACGCUUCUGGGAGGUGGAAGAGCCUCCACGGAGACGAUUUAUGUCCCCUGCUGAUCAAUUGUGUGAGGACUUAUUUACCCGCUCUACCACGCGAGAUUCUACUGGGAGAUAUAUAGUGUCCCUUCCAUUCCGGCGAGAAUUUCCUGGGGAGAUUAAUUUGGGCGAGUCUAGGAGAAGCUCAAUGGCUCAAUUUCUUAAAAAUGAAUCACGACUUUUACGAACCCCCGAUUUUAAGCGAGAAUAUGAUGAUGUCCUCGAGGAGUAUAUCAGUCUGGGGCACAUGCGUGUGGUUUCUUCUUCUAAUCCUACAGAUUUCAGCCAUUGCUAUUAUCUGCCACACCACGCAGUUAUAAAACCCGAAAGCACAACUACUAAAGUCAGAGUUGUGUUUAAUGCUUCGUCAUCUACGUCCAAUGGGACCAGUCUUAACGACGUGUUGCUCAUCGGGCCGGUCUUACAAAAUGAUCUUACGAUCCUUAUUUUGAAAUGGAGGUUUUUUCAAUUCGUUUUCAAUGGCGAUAUAACAAAAAUGUAUCGUCAAAUUCUGGUGGAUGAGAAACAUACUCCAUUUCAACGAAUCCUUUUCCGGAGAAGUCCUAAUUGUCCAAUCCAAGAUUAUGAAUUGAAGACCGUCACUUUUGGGGUGAACUGUGCGCCAUAUUUGGCUAUUCGCACACUUUGUCAAUUAGCGGAAGAUGUAAGAACGCAAUAUCCUUUGGCGAGUGAUAUUCUGCGUAAUUAUAUGUAUGUGGAUGAUGCAUUGGUGGGGGCCCACACAGUUUCUGAUGCCAAGGAGGCGAAGGGUCAGCUAGUUAAGGCUCUCAAAUCUGCUGGAUUUACCAUGAGAAAAUGGACCGCGAAUUGUAGGGAAAUUCUGUCCGACAUACCCCAAGAAGAUCUACUUCGUGAGGACUUCCUUAAAUUUGAUGAUAGCAGUACGGCAAAGGCUUUGGGCAUUCGCUGGAAUGCAAUGUCUGAUUGUUUUUUCUUCUCUAUACAACCAUUCUCUGAGUCCACGACCUUUUCCAAAAGAAAGGUGCUCUCCGAGAUUUCAAAGCUAUUUGAUCCUGCCGGGUGGCUUUCUCCUUGCAUUGUUGUUGCAAAAAUAAUAAUGCAAAGCAUCUGGAUGGAGAAAAUGGAUUGGGAUGAUGAUAUUUCUCCACAGACAUUAUCUCAAUGGAGAUCUUUUCAGACGAACUAUCCAAUUGUAAAUUCCGUUAGUAUUCCUCGUUGGAUCCACUAUUCUCCGGAUUGUGAGGUGCAGUUCCAUGGGUUCUGUGAUGCGUCCGAAAAGGCAUACGCGGCCGCCUUAUAUAUUCGUGUGAAGGCAUCCAACUCCAUUCUCACAACUCUUAUAUCAUCCAAAACCAGAGUGGCGCCCAUAAAAACGCUCUCCAUUCCACGUUUAGAAUUAUGUGGCGCUGCCCUGUUAGCCGAAAUGAUAGAUAACAUUAUUCCUCAGAUGAAUGUGCCUGCCUACACUGUGCACUGUUGGACCGAUUCCACCAUUGUGCUUUCUUGGUUAGCUAAACCUCCAUGCUAUUGGACCACAUUUGUCGCAAAUAGAGUGUCAAAGAUUAGCGAAGUUAUUCAUCCAUCCAAAUGGGCCCAUGUUCCAUCAGAGUCCAAUCCUGCCGACAUGGCUAGCCGCGGAAUAUGUCCACAAGAGAUUGUUGACAAUGAUCUAUGGAAAUCAAUUAGUUCUCAGGCUGCUUCGAAUGAAAUUCUGGAUUCCGAAGGUAAAAACUCUAAUAAAAGCCACUAUAAACAAAUGCAAGCCAUGUAUUUUAUACAAGCACAAAUGUCAGGUCCAACUAAUGGCGGCACUACCCCCAGAGAGAGUUGA
This is a messenger RNA of Stomoxys calcitrans (stable fly), 3786 nucleotides long. RefSeq lists its product as uncharacterized. NCBI's taxonomy places the organism in Eukaryota, Metazoa, Arthropoda, Insecta, Diptera, Muscidae. Gene Ontology annotation, molecular function: zinc ion binding; nucleic acid binding. Bases 1 to 3786 code for a protein of 1261 amino acids. The record is from RefSeq and is a predicted model, not a curated record. The transcript is spliced from 2 exons.